UAAAAAAGGGUUGAGCGCAAAAGGAUCGUUUAUUUCACCUGCCGUUGACCCUGAACUUGGUGUACCACUAUGUUGAAGAUAAUAUCUAUCGUUUUAGUACUACUUAUAUUCGGUUUAUGUCAAUCUUCCAACCAUCAAGAGAAUUUUAAAAUAUUCAAGAAAAUACUGUGUGAAGAGGGAAAUGAAGAAUGGUGUCACCUGUUAAUGACAUGUAUCAACUAUUAUGAUACACCUGAAAUGACAGACAUUACAAAGUCCUGCUAUAACGACUACGACAAAGGAGUCAACAACACUGAUCGCUACAUUAAAUACACAUGCGAGCACGAGUCUUCAGAAAAUUUAGAGCUUGUUCGUUGCUUUAAUGAGAAGCUUUCCAAUUCUGAAAACGGUGAGGACUGGAAAAAACGAAUUCAGGACAGUGCGGAAUGCCAUGAUUCCGUGGUAGAGAAAUAUAAUAACAAAACACAAGAACUGAAGAAGGAAGAUUAAUAUAUUCAAAUGAAAUAAUAGAAUUAUUUUUGUUGCAGCAAAUCGUGCAUCUAUUUAUCACCAUUAUUUCACAUGAUUGUUAUUUUAAUAUUUAAAUUUGAUAUAAUGUUUGUCAUUGAUUUAAUGUGUUUUAAGCAUUGCUAAACACACAAUGGUUGAAAAGAAUCGAUCGCUGUAACUGUUGAUACUGUAAUAAAGUAAUUCUAGAAUAAAGUAUUUUUUUCAGUUUUGAAA
Messenger RNA from Parasteatoda tepidariorum (common house spider), 723 nucleotides. RefSeq lists its product as uncharacterized. The record is from RefSeq and is a predicted model, not a curated record. Lineage: Eukaryota; Metazoa; Arthropoda; Arachnida; Araneae; Theridiidae.